AGGACGGAGCGACCCGGCGUGUGCCCGUCCGCGCUCCUUCCGCCGGUAUCGGGGUGCCUUUCCCCCCUCCCCGCGCCGCGCAGCCCGCGCUCCGGAGGGGACCGCCGCGCCGGGAGGAGCUGUUACUUUCCGCAGCCGGCAUGAGGCUUCCCGGGGGAAUAAGGAGACGCCGCGCUAAGCAACCGGGGAAGAACCUGCCUCUCAUCUGUUGCAGCGGAACCCGGCGGCAGGCGCGGUCCCCCCGGCCGGAGGUGAUGGGCACCCGCUGACUCGUGGCGUGCGUCCGAGAGUGCCCGCAUGUCUGGCAAAUAUGGAGAAAAUAAAGUAAAAAAUGUGGAUAGUGCCUGAGACGGACGGCAGCCAGUGAAACAAAACAAACACGUUCUGAAGGGAUUUAAUUUGCAAACGGGAUUGAAAAAGGUACAACUUCCAUGGGAAAAUGUGACCUGUUGGAACUGCUGUCGGAAGAUGCCGGCUGUCAACGCAAGCACCUAAACCAAAGACAAAGUAUUAGAAUGGCAUAAAAUAUGGCCCAGUUCUACUACAAAAGAAGCGUCAAUGCUCCCUACAGAGAUCGAAUCCCUCUUCGCAUCGUGCGGGCAGAAUCCGAACUGUCUCAUUCAGAGAAGGCCUACCUGAAUGCCGUGGAGAAAGGAGAUUAUGCCAGCGUAAAGAAAGCCUUGGAGGAGGCAGAAAUUUAUUUCAAGAUCAAUAUUAACUGCAUUGAUCCCCUGGGAAGAACUGCACUCCUAAUUGCAAUUGAAAAUGAGAACCUUGAGCUCAUUGAGCUGCUCUUAAGUUUUAACGUGUAUGUGGGAGAUGCUCUGUUGCAUGCCAUACGGAAGGAGGUUGUUGGAGCCGUGGAGCUGCUGUUGAAUCACAAGAAACCCAGUGGAGAGAAGCAGGUGCCACCAGUGCUUCUGGACAAGCAGUUUUCAGAAUUUACGCCGGAUAUCACACCUAUUAUUCUGGCUGCCCACACCAACAAUUACGAAAUCAUAAAGCUCCUGGUGCAGAAGGGGGUGUCUGUGCCCAGGCCACAUGAGGUGCGCUGUAACUGUGUGGAAUGUGUCUCAAGCUCAGAUGUGGACAGCCUCCGCCACUCUCGCUCCAGACUCAAUAUCUACAAGGCUCUGGCGAGCCCAUCAUUGAUUGCUCUGUCCAGUGAGGAUCCUUUCCUUACCGCUUUUCAGCUGAGCUGGGAGCUGCAGGAACUGAGUAAAGUCGAAAAUGAGUUUAAGUCAGAGUAUGAGGAACUGUCACGGCAGUGCAAGCAAUUUGCAAAAGAUCUCCUGGAUCAGACACGGAGUUCCAGGGAAUUGGAAAUUAUUCUUAAUUACAGAGAUGAUAAUAGCUUGAUAGAAGAACAAAGUGGUAAUGAUCUUGCAAGAUUGAAACUGGCAAUUAAGUACCGUCAAAAAGAGUUUGUUGCUCAGCCCAACUGCCAGCAGCUGCUCGCAUCCCGCUGGUACGACGAGUUCCCCGGAUGGCGGAGGCGACACUGGGCAGUGAAGAUGUUGACCUGUGUUGUGAUAGGACUCCUUUUCCCAGUCUUCUCUGUGUGCUACCUGAUAGCUCCCAAAAGCCCAUUGGGGCUGUUCAUCAGAAAGCCAUUUAUCAAAUUUAUCUGCCACACAGCAUCGUACUUGACUUUUCUGUUCCUGCUGCUGCUUGCCUCUCAGCACAUCGACAGGUCAGACCUCAGCAUGCAGGGACCCCCUCCAACCAUCGUCGAGUGGAUGAUUUUACCGUGGGUCCUGGGUUUUAUCUGGGGUGAAAUUAAACAGAUGUGGGAUGGUGGACUACAGGACUACAUUCACGAUUGGUGGAAUCUCAUGGAUUUUGUAAUGAACUCCUUGUACUUGGCAACAAUCUCCUUGAAAAUCGUUGCAUUUUCAAAGUACAGUGGGUUAGUUCCACGGGAGAGCUGGGACAUGUGGCAUCCAACCCUGGUGGCUGAGGCCCUGUUUGCAAUUGCAAACAUCUUCAGCUCCCUGCGCUUGAUCUCAUUAUUCACUGCAAAUUCUCACCUGGGACCUCUGCAGAUAUCUCUAGGAAGAAUGUUGCUGGACAUUUUGAAAUUUCUCUUCAUAUACUGCCUUGUGCUGCUCGCUUUUGCAAAUGGAUUGAACCAGCUGUACUUCUACUAUGAGACAAAUGAACCUGGCAACUGCAAAGGAAUACGAUGUGAAAAGCAGAAUAAUGCAUUUUCAACGUUAUUUGAAACGCUGCAGUCAUUAUUCUGGUCUAUAUUUGGACUCAUCAAUCUCUAUGUGACCAACGUGAAAGCAAGGCAUGAAUUCACUGAAUUUGUUGGGGCCACCAUGUUUGGUACCUAUAAUGUAAUAUCUCUGGUUGUUCUACUCAACAUGCUAAUAGCCAUGAUGAAUAACUCUUACCAACUCAUUGCUGAUCAUGCAGACAUUGAGUGGAAGUUUGCUCGAACAAAACUCUGGAUGAGUUACUUUGAAGAAGGAGGAACUCUGCCCACUCCUUUUAAUGUCAUACCAAGCCCAAAGUCUUUGUGGUAUCUGAUCAAAUGGUUAUGGAGACACCUUUGCAAGAAAAAAAUUAGAAGAAAGCCUGAAAGUUUUGGAACAAUAGGGAGACGUGCAGCAGACAAUUUGCGGAGACAUCAUCAAUACCAGGAAGUUAUGAGAAAUCUGGUUAAAAGGUAUGUUGCAGCAAUGAUAAGAGAUGCCAAAACUGAGGAAGGAUUGACAGAGGAAAAUUUUAAGGAGUUAAAACAAGAUAUUUCCAGCUUUCGCUUUGAAGUCCUGGGUUUAUUAAAAGGAAGCAAGCUGUCUAAUUUGCAGCCUGGGAAGAUGAGCAAAGACACUGCCUCUCUGUCAGAAAAUGAAGAAAAUAGUGAGAGUGAAGGAAACAAGAAAGGGAAGAAGAAACCCUUCAGCCUUUUUGACAUAACAACGAUGAUUCACCCACGGUCAGCCAAUAUUGCCUCUGAAGGACAUAGUGUAAGCAAUGGCUCAGCAAUGAUGGUGUCAGAGUCCACUCAGGAGAAACAAAAGCGUGUGAAUUUUGUAACAGACAUAAAAAAUUUUGGGUUGUUUCACAGACGAUCAAAAACAAACUCUGUGGAGCAGAGUAAAAAUAAAAUAUACACCGUUUCUGAAGAAGUUUCCCGCCAACAGGCAGAAGAACAAUGUGAGAAAACUGAUGAACUGGAAGAGGGAGAAUUGAUCAUGAACUGUGAAUUAAACUUCCGAAAUCCUGGCAAAAAAUGUGUGUUAGCUGAGUCACAAAAUACCAGUGAGUCUUUGGAUUCACACGAAGAGGGGAGUAUUUGUCCUUCAGAAACGGAGAAAAUGGAGUUACAGAGCUCAGAACCUGCCACUCCACAGGAUCAGCUGGGCAAGGCUUUGGACAUUAGCAUUGACUCUGAUGGGAAACAGGAAACAAUUGUUCAGGGGGACUAUGUGAUAACAAGGUUGUGAUGCUUACAGGAGGAAGCAUUUACAAAUAUAUAUAUUUUGCAUAGUGCUUUUGGGGGGGAAUGUUUUAAGAACUAUAUUAGCUAAUGCAGAAUUACACUUUAUAGUACUCAACUGUGGCACAUGAUCUUGUAACAUAGUAGUCAAGAGAAAGAAAAUAUGAGGACCUUCUGUUUUGUAGCCUGCUUUAGCUUUCACGAUUUGUUUUACAUUUUUUAAUAAAUGGAAGCAUCUUGUAUUCUUGUACUGUUGCAAUAACCCACAGAAACUUUUUAGCUAUCUUUUUCAAUUACAACAAAUGGAAUUUCUCUCAUAUGAUAGUUGACUCCUAUGAUAAAUAUUUUUCUAUGCAAAUAAAAAGUAGCUUAAGAGA
This is a messenger RNA of Melospiza melodia melodia, 3825 nucleotides long. It is a transcript of the gene TRPC4, whose product is annotated as transient receptor potential cation channel subfamily C member 4. Gene Ontology annotation, cellular component: cation channel complex; plasma membrane. Lineage: Eukaryota; Metazoa; Chordata; Aves; Passeriformes; Passerellidae. Gene Ontology annotation, molecular function: protein binding; inositol 1,4,5 trisphosphate binding; store-operated calcium channel activity. The record is from RefSeq and is a predicted model, not a curated record. Gene Ontology annotation, biological process: regulation of cytosolic calcium ion concentration; calcium ion transmembrane transport. The coding region runs from base 528 to 3455 and encodes 975 amino acids. The transcript is spliced from 11 exons.